AUGAUGAGGAGGAGGAGGAGGAGGAUGAUGCACUCAACGAAUAGCUCGUUCUCUGAAGAGCGGCGUGACUGUGAACAGGAGCAGCAUGACUGCAAGGAUCAGGUGAGCAGCCUGCUUGAUGAGAAGAACCAGCUUGAAGCCACUCUGAUGGAAGCAAAAAUGGUUAUUCAGCGGCUGCAAGAAACGCUACGUCGAAAGGAUUACAAAAUCUUGAGCUUAAAAGACCUGAUAAGGCAGAGGAAAGACUCCUUCGAUGACCAGGUGAAAGCUUUAGAGGAGCAAAUUCACACCCUCAAACAUCUGCAAAUAGAGCGCAAAGUCAAGGCUCAGCAAAGGGCAGAGUUAAAGAUGGCCAAAGCUCUGCAAAAGGAAGAGAGACAGAGGGCCAGACACGAGUUGAAGAUGGCCGAAGCCCAGCAUAAAUUGAAGGUGAAGAGAGCUGACGCUGAGCAAAAGGCACAGAAACAGAGGGAAAAAGAGGAGCUGAAGAUGGCCGAAGCCCUGCAUAAGUUGAAGGUGAAGAGAGCUGAAGAUGAGCAAAAGGCACAGAAACGGAGGGCUAAAGAGGAGUUGAAGAAGUCUGAAGCCCAGAUCAAGUUAGAGAUAAAGAGAGCCAAGGCCCUGCAAAAGGUCGAAGAAAAGCGACAUAAAGCAGAGCAAAGUUUUAAGGAGAAAUGUGCGAAAGCCCAGCUGAAAAGAGAAGCAGCCCAGCUUAAGCUGGAAAUGAUGAGAGCCAAAGACCAGAAAGAAUUAGACGAACAGAGAGCCAACGUUCAGCUACAGGCAGAAAAGAGAGCGAAAGCUGAGCAAAUGCUCGAAGAAAUGCCACUGAAAGCUGAGCGAAAGCUCGAAGAAAUGCCACUGAAAGCUGAGCAAAUGCUCGAAGAAAUGACACUCAGUGCUGAGCAAAAGACAGAAGUCGACGUGGAAAGAGGGAAGGUUCAGCUACAGGCAGAAAAGAGAGCGAAAGCUGAGCGAAAGCUCGAAGAAAUGCCACUGAAAUCUGAGCAACCGCUCGAAGAAAUGCCCCUGAAAGCUGAGCGAAAGCUCGAAGAAAUGCCCCUGAAAGCUGAGCGAAAGGCAGCUGAAGAAGUCAAGGAAAGAGGGCUGAAGCGCAGACUUGACGAGGCUGAUGAAACCUAAAGGCAGCCGGUAAAGAGGGAACCUAAAGUCAAGCAGAAGUCCAAGCAGGCUGCUCUUUACAUUAAAAUUUCAGCAUAACAAUAUGAGAAAAGGUUUACAAAUGUGCAUUUAUUUCAGAAUUUUGGGAUUUGGCUCAUUCAACAAUGUUGUCGAAAUGGUGGACUCAUUAAUGUAAAUGGAGGGACUAUUUGCACUGGAAUGUACACACCAGGUUUUACAUUUAUGGGAUCAAAAUAUUUGUAUUUAUUGAUUUAUUUUUUAAGAACAAUUGCAUUCAGAGAGGGAGUUUUAGUUUAUUCCUGACUGCAAUUAUAAAUUAUAUAUACAUGUAUGUAUGUGACAUUAAUUACUGAGCCAAAUGAAUAAACAGUCCCCCUGGAGUUGUGUCUUGCUCAAGGACACAAUUGUGGUGACUGUGGGGAUGAA
Messenger RNA from Myxocyprinus asiaticus (Chinese sucker), 1569 nucleotides. Its product is annotated as caldesmon-like. The coding region runs from base 1 to 1143 and encodes 380 amino acids. The transcript has 2 exons. The record is from RefSeq and is a predicted model, not a curated record. Lineage: Eukaryota; Metazoa; Chordata; Actinopteri; Cypriniformes; Catostomidae.